UCAAGGUGUGAAUCCUCCCUUACACAAGGCUUUACAUUCAUAGUUUGUUUUAAUGUGGUAUAGAAUUUCCUGAGUUUGAUUGUUUGCGGAAAACUCGCACGGCGCGACGAAAUCAAGUUCGUUCCGGCUAAUUUGUCGGGAACGAGGGAAGCAUCGGACGCGCGCAUGGCGGUGUGACUCUCUUCGUUACUGCUCGUCACGAUCAGUCACGAUUAGUGUUUACCUAUUUACCUAUUUAUCCUGCGCUACGAUUAAUUUGGCACGUCGAGAUCGUCGCGGUGAAAUUUUUCACACGCGACACGUGAAACGGCGUCGAGGGAAGCGCUGUUGUUGCAACUUGCAACGCGAUUUUACCUCCCUCUUUCCGAUGGAGAUGCUCUAGCUAACAGAUCCCGGUUGAUCCCGGUCAACGUCCGUUGCGAUACGAUGGAGUUAACGUCGUUGCUGAAAUCUGCGCUAAGUCUUUGCCAGUGUCACGCUCGCGUUAUCGUAUCAUAAAAUGGGUACAACUAUAUCACAAUUGGAACGAGAUAUUGGCUCUGAUCAGUUUCCACCUAAUGAACAUUAUUUUGGUUUAGUCAAUUUUGGUAACACUUGUUAUAGCAACUCAGUGUUACAAGCUUUAUAUUUUUGUCGACCAUUUAGAGAAAAAGUAUUGGAAUACAAAGCUAGAAAUAAACGAACUAAAGAGACACUACUAACAUGUCUGGCAGAUCUAUUUUACAGUAUUGCAACUCAAAAGAAAAAAGUAGGUUCUAUCGCACCAAAAAAAUUUAUUGCCAGAUUGAGAAAAGAGAAAGAGGAAUUUGAUAAUUACAUGCAACAAGAUGCACACGAAUUUUUGAAUUUUCUUAUAAAUCACAUAAAUGAAAUUAUUCUGGCGGAGAGAACUCAAAGUAAACCAACUGGAGGAAAAUGUGGGGCAGGGGAUGCUGCAGGUUCGCCACCAGAGCCUACAUGGGUUCACGAGAUAUUCCAAGGAAUAUUGACGUCGGAAACACGCUGCCUUAACUGUGAGACUGUUUCUAGCAAAGACGAGGACUUCUUCGAUCUGCAAGUUGAUGUAGAUCAAAAUACUUCGAUUACACACUGCCUCAGAUGUUUCUCCAAUACAGAGACCCUAUGUAGUGACAACAAAUUUAAAUGCGAUCACUGCAGCAGUUAUCAGGAAGCUCAGAAACGAAUGAGAGUAAAGAAACUACCUAUGAUACUAGCAUUGCAUUUAAAGAGAUUUAAAUAUGUGGAACAGUACAAUCGUCACAUAAAAGUAUCUCACAGGGUAGUUUUUCCAUUGGAGCUCAGACUUUUCAAUACUAGUGAUGAUGCUGUAAACCCAGAUCGUUUGUACGAUCUGGUGGCAGUUGUGAUACAUUGUGGAAGUGGGCCUAACCGAGGGCAUUACAUUUCUAUAGUUAAAAGUCAUGGAUUCUGGUUGCUCUUUGAUGAUGAUAUGGUCGAUAAAAUUGAUGCGUCAACUAUAGAAGAUUUUUAUGGACUUACGUCAGAUAUUCAGAAGAGUUCUGAAACUGGUUAUAUCCUGUUCUAUCAAUCGCGAGAUUGUAGUUAAAGUUUAAUAUAAAUAGCAAUUGAAGUUAAGCACUCUACGCUAAUUUCAUAUUUUAAUAAAGUGCGCCGUGCAUGUGAACUUUGAAUGUUCUAAUGGUUUAUCAGAUUAUUUAUGAGAAUGAUAUACAAUGUUUGAUAAUGUUUUGGCGCGUAGAGUAUAUAGAAAGAGAAGAAAAAUGUAGUUUCGUAGUUUUUCGAAAAUUCGAUAGGAUUUUUGAUUUGUACAUAAGCCGUAUAUAAUUAUUUGAAAAAAAUUGAAAACAGUUUAUACCAUAUGAUGCUUUAUGCUUAUGUUCAAAAGCUAAUCUGUCUUUUGAAGAUGGAUAAUUUACAUUAUUACAAUAACUUCCAUGUCCAUUGAUAUAGAAAAAAAAAACGUUGGAAGCACUAUCAGAUUCUAUACAAAUGUAAAAAAGAUAUGACUGAGAAUAAAAAAAUUGUUAUGAAGGUA
Messenger RNA from Pogonomyrmex barbatus (red harvester ant), 2017 nucleotides. RefSeq names its product Ubiquitin-specific protease 12/46 (gene Usp12-46). Gene Ontology annotation, biological process: protein deubiquitination. Lineage: Eukaryota; Metazoa; Arthropoda; Insecta; Hymenoptera; Formicidae. Gene Ontology annotation, cellular component: nucleus; cytosol. The record is from RefSeq and is a predicted model, not a curated record. Gene Ontology annotation, molecular function: cysteine-type deubiquitinase activity.